AGGAGUAUAAAUAUACUUGAACUUUCCAAAUUUGUUUAUAACUAUACCAAUCAAUACGAAUAGUCAACAAUCAAUAGUGUCAACAUUUUAAACCAAUAUUUGUUUUUCAAAGAGUUCAAUAUGUUUGCUCCGUUAGUACUGUUACUUAUUUUAGGCUCCAUGAAUGCCAAAGAACUGAGAAACGAAUUGAUGUCGUCAGAGUUCUCCAGAAUGCAAACUUUAUACAUUCAUCUGCAAACAGAACUUGAACACUUCAAGACUGACCUUCAAGCUCUGCAGAGGCGUGUCUCCGACUUUCAGGACCAGGUGUCCCACCUGUACUCUCUCUGUGUUCCGAGAGCAACUAAAGGAUGUCGCGAGCAAGGCGGAGAUUGUUUGGCUGGAUCCAACUCGUGUGUCAUGCAAACCAGCGCUAAGGAUUGCGGUGAAGGCGAAACAUGCUGCAUAUUAAUCCGUUAAAAGCUCAUCUAUUCAACACUUUGUUUUAUUGCAUAAAGCAUAUUCAUGAAAAUUUUCAUCAUGUAAACUUUGUGAUUUCGAAAAAACUUAGGUGAUUUGGAGUCAUCCAUAAACCUAAAAAUCGCGUUGAAUGAAGCUGCUCACAUAAUUAUCAUCGAACAUCAAUUUGGUAAGUUCGUUUGAUUUAUAAUUAUAAAUACAAAAGUAAGUCUGUCGGUCUAAAUCCUUGUCACGAUUGAAGCAUCACUGAUUUUGACAGCCACAAUCCAUUUUUUGUAAUAUUUUUGUAUUUAUUAUACAGAGUGCUCGUCAGCAUUUCUUAUAAGAUGUUGACAAGUCUACUUAUAGGA
Bicyclus anynana (squinting bush brown) is the source of this 809-nucleotide messenger RNA. RefSeq lists its product as uncharacterized. The record is from RefSeq and is a predicted model, not a curated record. The coding region runs from base 121 to 459 and encodes 112 amino acids. The transcript is spliced from 3 exons. Lineage: Eukaryota; Metazoa; Arthropoda; Insecta; Lepidoptera; Nymphalidae.